Eruca vesicaria subsp. sativa (arugula) is the source of this 339-nucleotide messenger RNA. Lineage: Eukaryota; Viridiplantae; Streptophyta; Magnoliopsida; Brassicales; Brassicaceae. The record is from the annotation of a GenBank genome assembly.
AUGGAACAAGAAGAUGGCACCACCACUGUCGUUGCUGCGUCUACCUCUGAUGGUUCCGGUUUAGAUCCGAUAUCACGAGUGAGGAAGCUCUUGUUCCGCCAGAUGCUUGUCGGAAUCAAAGACGGGAGAUUCUUCCUUGGCAGUUUCCAUUGCAUUGACAAACAAGGAAACAUCAUUCUCCAAGACACCGUUGAGUAUCGCAGCAUCAGAAGAUCCUCUCCUUCUCCUACUGAACAGCGUUGUCUGGGUAUGAUCCUCAUCCCUUCCUCUUGCAGAACCUCUUGCCAUGUUGAUUGCUCUAUCGAGGAACAGCUUUCGUUGAUUCAACUCAAAGAGUAG